This is a messenger RNA of Cynara cardunculus var. scolymus (artichoke), 1062 nucleotides long. Its product is annotated as 26S proteasome non-ATPase regulatory subunit 10. The coding region runs from base 104 to 847 and encodes 247 amino acids. Gene Ontology annotation, molecular function: protein binding. The transcript is spliced from 5 exons. The record is from RefSeq and is a predicted model, not a curated record. NCBI's taxonomy places the organism in Eukaryota, Viridiplantae, Streptophyta, Magnoliopsida, Asterales, Asteraceae.
AUUCAAACCCUUACUUACUGUUCAAGCCUUCUCCUCCGGCUACCACUAUCAAGGGCACCUAAAACCCUGAACUGCACCACCGAUCCCGAAAUUGCCGACAGAAAUGGAGAUAGAUCCCCCGAAUUCAGAGCAUGAAGCCGAACAAACUGUAAUGAUUAAGGACGAUGAUCUCUUCAGAGCCGCCGAUACCGGCGACGUAUCAUUUUUCAAAUCCCUCUCUCAGCCGCAGCUGCUCCGUUCUCUCGAUCUUCGUAACGAAGACGGACGAUCGCUACUUCAUCUCUCGGUUUCUUCAGGCCGCGUCGAGGUGGUGAAGAUACUUUCAGCUUUUGAUAAAUCAGUUAGUGGUAUUAACAGUGCUGAUGAAGAAGGUUGGGCACCACUGCAUUCGGCAGCAAGCAGUGGAAACGUUGAGAUAGUCAAGAUUUUGUUAGACAGAGGAGCUGAUGUAAAUUUGAAAAACGAUGGCGGCCGAACUGCUCUUCACUAUGCUGCCAGCAAGGGUUGGGUUAAAGUAGCUGAAAUUCUGCUUUCAAAUGGUGCAAAGAUCAAUUUGAAGGACAAGGUUGGCUGCACCCCCUUGCACCGUGCAGCCAGUACAGGGAAUUCAGAGUUGUGUGAACUUUUGAUCGAGGAAGGUGCAGAAAUUGAUGCUGUUGAUAGAGCAGGACAAACUCCUAUUAUGAGUGCAGUAGUAUGCCAUUACAAAGAGGUAGCUCUUCUACUGAUCAGGCAUGGUGCAGAUGUUGAUGUGGAAGACAAAGAAGGAUACACCGUGCUUGGUAGAGCAUCGGCUGAAUUUAGACCAAUUCUAAUAGACGCUGCCAAGGCCAUGCUUGAAGGAUGAAUGGUCCUACGACAAAAGCUCUAGGAGGAAAGCACUGCACAUGGUACGCAUUUAGCGUUUAUAUGGUAUAUUGAUUAGUAAUAUAUACCUGUUUAGAGCAAAAUAUUGCAAUUCCGCUGGGUUUUCCUUCUUGAAUUAUGGUUUGCCAUGAAGAAUAUCCAAUCCUUUCGUUGAAAAUCUAGAUGUUUGAGAUAAAUAUAUCAGAAAUUAUCAAA